Molecule: messenger RNA, 16624 nt
Organism: Pogonomyrmex barbatus (red harvester ant)
Lineage: Eukaryota; Metazoa; Arthropoda; Insecta; Hymenoptera; Formicidae
Biological process (GO): positive regulation of transcription by RNA polymerase II
Cellular component (GO): nucleus
Source: RefSeq, a predicted model, not a curated record
AAACGACCAUACGAGAUGCAAUCCACGAGCGAUAUAGCCAAUAUGGAAAAUAGGAGGAAGGGUAACUCGCGUAAUUAAAAAUCGAUCGUGCCACCGCGACGGUGUCGCGGAAUUUCGCGGUGUGACGCGACGGAGAACGACGUCCGGCAAUGAGAGUCCGGAGCAACGAGAAGCCCGGAUUUCUCGCCACGGCGCCACGUAACGGCGGCCAUUGGGUGAGAGCGUCGGCUCGCCCUUCGCGUCCGUCGCAAUUAGAUCGCGCACGAGCGCGAUUAGCUGUCGCGCUCCUCGCGCGGGCGGCCUACGCCAAAGAGGGGAAAAAAGAGGGGCGGGCGGACGGACGGACGGGCGAAAGGAUAUUUCGGAAAUGGUCGCCUCGUUCGGAUUUCAGGGCGGACUGGCACACCGCGAGAUCGUGGGACCAGGAAGAGGCGAGGCGAGACGAGGAGAGACGCACAGCGUGAGAAAGACAAUUUUCCCCGGGCAUUUAUUAUGAGUUUUCCGAGUUGCGCGUGUACACGUAUAUAAAUACGUAUAUGUAUAUGUAAUAAAUGAUGAAUCGCGCUCAUGGCACGUCCCACAGUGCUCCAUGCAAUACCGCUACUACCGGUCCUCGGGCGUCGUGGCGCCCCUCUUUCACCGAAAGUGCUCGGUGCGUCGUGAUCCCCCGCGAGGGGCGCGGGGUGGACCCUCGGCGUCGCGCGGGAUCCGAACUAGAAUCGCGGAUUAAUGGCGGGGUUUCUUCGUGCCCGCCGAUAGAUACUCGAUAGAUCGUGUUCCGGUACGACCGUUCUGGUGACGUAAUCCACGAAUCUUCGAGAACGGCCGAACGCGUCACGCUACGUUACGCCGUAAAUCGUCGCGCGUUCAAGGUCAAAACGCGAGUUAGACUCUCGCCUAAAACGUACUUUUUUUUUUUUCUUCUCCAAGCGAGAGGCCUCGUUCCGUCGAUCGGAGGGAGACGUGCGGCCAGUGAGGUGGCGAAAGAUAAUAACGUUUUAGCUCGUCGUUUUCCCUCUUCGUCCGAGCGUUUUCGAAUUGAUGCCGAAGGAGACUUGCCGUGUGAGCGAACGAUCAUAGUUGCGAUCAUAAUUGCUCCGACGUAGUGAAGCCCCCCUCAAGUAUUCGGCCACGCCGAUCGACCUACGCCGAGCUCAAAACGACUCACGAGCGGCCGUACGACUCGGAUGACUCAUACGCGGCCGAGAGCAGAUCGGCCGCUUUGCUGUUGAUUCCCGUAUCUUCCUGCGACCUGCGAUUCAUCGUUUAAGAUAGGAGGUUACCGCAAUGUACCUAUAAUCGCGCACACUGGCGAGGACACAGGAACGAUGGGCCGAGGCUCGCUUCUGCAAGACGGUAAAUAGACGGCAAUAAAUAUCUCGUCGCGCGAUAAGGGCCUAGGGUCCUUCGCUCGUAGUCGCCUAACGGUCGAAACCGAUAAGGUCAUUCACCCAUACGGCGAUCCGCCAGCGGAGGAAAGAGCGUGCGGAGCAUCGAUUUUCUAAAUGUUCCCUUCCGGGGGAUUCGCGAUUGGAUGCCGAGGAUAAUUGUGCGUAGUAACGUCUUGCUCGUAUGUAGUAUCUGUGUGCCUGUUUUGUGUGUAGGUGUGUAUCGCGUCUGGUUCCUGUUGACUGCAAAGCUCGUCGGGGCAUGAGCGAUUUUCCGAUUUUCCUAGCCAACGGUCGAGAUAGCGAGGUGUGCGAGAUCGUUUCCAGGUGAAAUCUCAAUGGAAUCAUGGCAGAUGUGCGCGGGAGGUCGUCGCAUUAACCUCGCGAUGUGAAUCAAUAGGAAUUUGCGUCACACGUCCGCAUUGGCACUUCGCCGGGCUUUGUUCCACUUUGCCGCCAGGGGGGUAAAAUCCGCUGGGGAAUUUUAUUACACACAAAAAAAGAAAAAAAAAUCACGGGAGACGCGGAAAGGAGAGAAAAAAACGAGAUUAUCGCGCUUUAUUUUCGAGGCGAAGAGAGACAGAGACGCGUAGUAAGAAAGAGAGAGAGAGAGAGAGAGAUGUCAAAAGUUGCGGGCGGCGAGUUUUCCGUGAAUACAUACGAAAGCACACGGAAUGAGCUACACACGCAUGAGUCUACUUAACAAAGUAGAUUCGUAGGCGAUCAGGAAGGAUGCAUAAGGAGAGUGAGAAUGCGCUGCGAGAGUGAUUCUCCUCUCCUCUUCGGGUCGAAUCACGGGACACAAAGGCACAAACUGUAAGAUCGAUUACGCCGAAAAGACGGAUUACUGACGCUGGAUAGCGAACGCCCAGCUCUCGCCUUUCCAACAAUGUUGACGGAGAAGGAGCGCCUAGCUCCUCCGAGCGACGCUGCUACAAUCGUGCAACCGCGUGAGGUUUCAACGGCGAGCGUCUCCCGGCGCUGGCACAAAGCGAGCUCGCCGAAACGCUGCUCGUCGUCGUUGCGGCGGCUGUCCUCGUCGGUGUUCUAAUUCCCCGCAACCGGCGUUGCAAACGAACUAUAGAGAGCGCUGACGGGAACCUUAAAAAAAAAAAAAAAAAAAAAAGAAAAGGAAAAUCUCUCGACCUCGUAAGCUGGGACUAGUGCCGACGUAACUGCUGACAUUGUGCGUGGUGUAGCUUUUUGUGCACGUCGGCGUGCACGAAAGCGUGGAGGGAGCCGCGUCGAUGAAACGUCGUUGCACGAUCGUUGCCGGAGCAGGGAGAGAAAGAGAGAGAAAGACAGAGGGCUGGAACGCUCCAGUCGCAGGAUCGUACCGAGCAGCAGGAGAUGAUCUACUACGCGCUAUCGGCUGUCAGCCUGCGAAUGUAAUGAGUUAUCAGGUUGAUCAAAAGCAGAAAACAAAAUGGACGAAUACGACAGAAAGUUUGCAGAGAUGCAAAAGUACAUUCCAUUUCUGGAAGCGAUGAUUGAGAGGCUACAAAACGUUAAGGACAAGGACAAUCGGGAAAUUCAGUUGCAGAAAAUGCAAAGUCUGCACGGAAUUCUAUCGAAUAGCAAGCGGAAGCUAAAGAUUGAGACACUGCAGCGGUGUGAGGACGUUUUGCAGAAACUAUACAAUAGGGUAGAAAAGUUUCAGGGAAAUACACCUGGUUUACAAUUGCCAAGUAAGCAAAAUUAUGGCAUUACAUCACAGCCUUCAACUUCGAAGAAUGCGGAUUGCAAAGAAGCAGAGUCAUCGCAAUCACAAUCGCAAGAUACGGAAAAGAAUAAAAAAAUUGAGACGCCAGAAAGUCCAGAUACCACUAGAUCAUCCAGUCCUGAUUGCCAAAUUGUACCUAUAAUAAUUCCUACGGAGCGCAAUGACCUAGAACGGAAUAAAGACAGAAGACAAAAGCAUCGUUCCAAAAUAAUACCGAUCAUUACGCUUACGGAUAGUACAAAAACUAUAACUAUCUCGUCGUCAUCAGAUUCUAAUUCGGAAGACACCUCAUUCACUGAAUGGGACAUGUUAGAAGAAUCGGAAAGGCAUAAUUCGAGAAACAGAGGAGAUCGGCAAUCUUUCGUUACCAGCCAUGAUGUAGCGACCGCUGCAAAAUUGGUCAGUAGCAAUCUACCGCAAAAAAUCAACGAUAGCAGGAACUAUGCGUUGGACUCGCAGAAUAUACCGACUGUCCCGGUGCCUUCUCUCGGUGGUUCAAGGCGAUUGUCUUCGGUUUUGGAAAAGAAUAAGUUGAAUUUGGACAUAAUGGUCGCCAGUUCCUCCAGACCAGAAUCACCCCUGAAUGUCCCCGAAGUGAGACUUAAUUCUCCCGAUCCCGAAAUAUUGUAUGCGAACCCUACAGUCACAUCGCCCAGAUCGAAAGACAAUCAUAAUGCGAAAUCGCCGUCAAAGUCACAACCGUCUAUACCGCUUUUAUUCUCGCCGCCGCCUUUAUCGCACGAGCCUCCAUUAUCUAUGGAAGAUCUCGCAGAACUGUUGAAUGAAGGUGAUGGCGAGAAAAGCGAUAAAGGUGGUAACAAUGCCGCGAAGCAAAAGGAGACGGAUAAGGAUAAAUCGAAGAAUUUUCCGUCAGAUAGAGACAGAAUUACCGUUAGGAAAAAUUUGACAAAUAUGUCAAUUUCACCUGUGAAAUCGAGUGAAAUCAAAGGGCCGCCACAUCAAUCAAACGAUCCUCGAUCGGUAUCGCAAGCACUUUUUUUGGGUUCUAGAGUUCAAGAACCGCGUUACGCGGAUAAUUAUGAGAGGCAUCCGCGUCAACGUGACCCUCAAGUUCACGAGAAAGAUAAGUCGGUUACCAGUUCCGCUAUUUCUGAAGAAAUGUCAUCUCAGAUGCCAGUUUUUCAUAAUGCCGCAAACAAACCAGAUGAGAGAAAUGUUCCAUUGUAUCAGAGACGUCCGAGUGCACCAUCGGACGCGCGGAAGGAUGUAACUCUGCCUAGAGACAAUGAGUUUGUGAUAGAUAACACCGACUACUAUAAUAUGCACAUGAAUCAAAUGCAUUGGGCCUCUACUGCGGCCACGGGCGAUCAUCAACAUCAAUUCGGCAACAACCAAUGGACACCCUCGGCUUACGGCGGAAUACCUAAUCCACCUCUGCAACCCAUCCAGCAUUCCUUUCAACAUCCAAUAGAGUCACAGUUUAGGCCAAAUCAGUUUCCAGCGAAUCUACCUGCCGGUCCUAGACCGUUGAUUAAUCCUGUUGUACGACCGCAGGAGAUGAAUCACGGGGUGAGACCGGAAAAUAUUCGAGAGGAUAUUCCUCCCUUGAUGCCUCCUGGAUUCUCAUCACAAUACAGAGGCUUUCAGAUGGGUCAAGGAUCUUACGAUCCAGGUUUUCCUGGCAGACCCACAGAAUAUCCACAUGUGAGACCUACUUGGGAAGGUCCCACCAGAGUAAACGAGACUCCUUACGAAAAUGUGAUUCCCUGUGGAAUUCAGGUCGUGGAGAAUUCCACGGGAACUGCCUAUCCGCGACCCAACACUCCUUGCCCUUGGGGUACGCGUGAUAGGGAUAGAUCUAAUAGAACUCAGGGAAGGGAAGGAGGGUACUACGAUCGAAAUAGGACGGAAGUGAGGCCUGGUUUCAAUCGUGACGGGCGUCCGAUUAAUCGUUUUUCUAAUCCGCGAGAUCCGCGGGUUCGUACGGAACAUAACGCGAAUCAGGCCAAAGAGACCAGCGCUUCCGUUAGGGAUCCGCGUCUUGCCAAAGAUAAACACGUAAAUACAUCAGUCAAAACCAAAGAUACUGUUCACAAUGAGAGGGAUCCUAGAAAACGUCCGGUAACAUCGGCUACAAAGGCAAUCUCGAAGGGAAAACCAAAGUCGCAGAAAUCUUCUGAAAAGGAAGAGAAAAAGGAGAGAGAUAAACUGCCGAAAGACAGGAUGCAAUCGCCAUUAGAGAGUCUUUAUGGCGUGAUUGACACGAAAGCCAGCCAUAAUUCUGGUCUGCAGAAGUUCAAAAUUCCUAAAAUUAAGCGACCGGAACCGCCACAAUCGAUCCGCAAAGCUAACGAGGCGAAGGAAGUUGAAAGCGUUCCGUUCAAAUCGCCGCGUCCAAAGAGUAAUAGCAAGAAGAGCAACAAAUUUUCUUCUAAGAAUACGAACAAGAACAUUGCGAGUGGCGAGGUGAGCAGUAGUAGCGACAGUAAUCCCAUAGUGGAGAAUUUGAUACAAAAUGAUGAAAGGGAAGGAGAGAUUCUCUCGUCAUCUCACAUCGAGAAAACUAACAAAAAUGACGAAGUAGACUCGGCAACGAAUAAUCUUAAAUUAAAUGAUAUCGCGGAGAAGAGUAAGAGGGACGAAUCGAAAGUCGAUGGGUCAAAGUCCAAGGAAGAAGUGAACACACAGGAAUUGAUCCAGGCGUUCGUCAGGAAGUCAUUCGAGUCUGGUGAGGGCAAAAUGUUGGUCGAACAAGCGAAAUUGUUACAACAACUCGGGAAGGGAUUGAAGGCGGAAAAGUUCAAGAAAAUCAAGAAGAUCAUCGAAUCCGAAUCCGACAGCAGUUCGGACAAGGAUGAGACGGUUGAAACGAAAAAGAUUAAAACCAAGAAAAAGAGGCGAGUAAUCGUAUCGGAUAGUUCAGACGAUGAAUGUCUUGCUGAGAGACUCAGUAUCUUAAAUACGAACAUUGAUGUGAGUGACGAGAGAGAGCCGCUUUCCGCAUCCUCCACAGACCCUAAAAGUUCGAAAGAAAAACUCGAGGCAAUAACGUCUGGUAAUAAAAACGAAGAACAAACUAAAAAUAUAAUUAGAAAGAAAAAUGAUGGCUCGUUAAAAACUCAUGGCGAAGGACGCAUUCAAGCAAAUGAUAAUAAAAAGAAUAAGGGUCUACAUUUAGAGAAGAAUGAUAAAAAGAAUGAUCGAUUAGGAGAUAGUAGUGAAAAGGCGUUAGAAAACAAAAAACGAAUAAGUAGCAUAAAAGAUAGCGAUAAAGAAAACGAACAAACUGAAGAUAAACAGGAUAAGGUUGAUCAAAAUUCUGUAGAGGUGUCAAAAGAUACGAGUAAUGCAGAAUUAGAUAAAGAUCAAGAUAAGAAUCGGACAGAUCGCGCGGAAUUUGUUUCUUCUGACCCUACAAGUGGCCAAGCCGAUGAAGGUUCGAGUGAUAAGCCAAAGGCAAAAACGAAGAGACGAAAUUCUCUAGAAAUGUUGCAAGAGGAUAUCAGAGAAAUGUUCAUUAGCGAAAGCGUAAUGACAGCGACGGGUUAUCGAAUGUGCCGUAUGUCGAAGGAAGGUCAGUCACCCUCGGGGAUGAGUACAUCAUCGAUCAAUUCCAAGAAGGAGGAAGUGUCGAACACGGCUGAAAAGAAGAUCGUAGAACCGAACACUGAAAGAGAUGAAUCGGCGAACAAGUUGCGAAAGAGUUUGAGAGCUCGUAAUGUUGAAGAGUCAAGUAAAGCGAAAGUGACGAACAGAAAGGACGCCAAACUACGGACGACCCGUAAUUCACGCUCCAAGGAGUUCGUUUCAAGUUCCGAGAGUGAGGAGGAUCAACCGCUGGCUCUGCGAACGAGAUUAAGCAACGUUGACAAUCGUACGUCGAAUCAAGAAGUGGAUCACAGCGAGGAGAGUAAUGACGCACUACGUAGAUCCAAACGGAUUAUAGAUAAAUAUGUUAAGGAGCCACGAGUGCUCGUAGAGAAGACGGACAUCACCAAGUUAGAUUCGUCCAAAGUGAUGUUCGACAGCUCGUCUGACGAGAGUUUUGGUAUCGAUGUGUCCGAGUUAGCCGCAGCGGUGGACAUCUCCCUUCGACCGGACAAGCAAUCUGAUCAGGAUUCGAUAGACACUACGGCGUCAACAAAACGGUCGAAAGAUGCCAAGAGGGUGGGUAAACGGAAUUCGAAAUCGAAGAAGUCGUUCGCGCUCACCGAUGACAAGAGCGAGGACGGUACGUCAUUAACAGACGAGGAGAGUAUAGUAUCGGACAUUUCUAUGUCGAGCGGCACUACUGCCAGAAAGAGAACGAUCGGUGGUGCUGCUAGGACGACCGCUAAGGAGGACCUGUUGAGCAACAUUCUAAUGGGCCUGGCGGUACCGACGGAAAGGAAUACGUCGUUGACCGACAAAGGUAGCGAGAUAGACUUUGACGAAGAUGCGAAUGAUCCGCUAGCCAUCGAGCCAGGCGUGAAGAAGCUGCCGAAGAAGAAGAAAAAGAAGUCCAGCUGGCAAAUGGGUAUAGUAACCACUAAGAAGAAGAAAAGGAAGGCCGCUUCGGCCUCCAAAGCUACUAAAACGAGUACCGAAGAAACGAGUGCCGAGGCGAACGUUUCGACGGAUACCGCAGAAGGUGAGCGAUCGAUAACUAAAGAUAAAAAUCUCGUGGCGGCGAAAGAGAAAAUUUCUGAAGUGGCUCCCCAGGACAACUGUACUGUAAAUGCGAAUCUAGAUUCUACGGUGAAAUGCGAGGAAAUUAAACCGCUUGUAAAUAUAAGUGCGGACAGCUUUAAUGUAGACGUUAAAGAGGAAUUAAAUAAUUCAACGGUGUCGGACGACCUCUUGAAUACAACACUCAAGGAUCUGCUCGACGAUUCGUUACUUUCGAUCGAGGAAAAUAAGUCGACCGUAAAAAUGGAGAUAGAAGCGGAAAGUGAGAGGAACGUUGGUGCUCCUACCGCGACGCACGCCACCACGGUGGCGAACAGAUUUUCCAAGGAAUCGCCAAAAAUUAUUUACGAUCAGCUAAUGACGGAUCUCUUCCGUAGGAUAGACUCCAAACAUUUGAUAGACUACGCCUGGGUUGGCCCGGACAAGUACAAAUGUUUGUUGUGCUUCUUCACGGGCAAGAACAUUGUUCAUCAUUACAAGGUUAAUCAUCCCGAAAAGGAGAUACUGAUCUCGCGUCUCAGGUGGACGGACGCGGAGGCUGCGGUCGCGGACGCCGAGCGCGCCUCCGCGACGGGCGCGAGCCAGAUGUGCAAAUUCUGCUGCCGGUUCUGCUGUUUUGUCACAGAAGGUGCGGCAGAUGUGGCGCUGGAGGCGUUCUACGAACACUGCACCACGCACACGGGCGAAUAUAGGUUCCACUGCAACAAUUGCUCUUACCAAGCGGUGGCCAAGGCGUCCAUGAAGACGCAUUAUUAUAAGGUGUGCCGCAGGGACAAAUCGUUCAACGAAUCCGCAUCCGAGGAUAUAAUACCGAAAGAAAAUGGGGUCUACGGCUAUCUAUGCCGUACUUGCAACUUUGUGCAGCUGAAGCGGCAAAAUGUGGAGGCCCACGUUGCCUUUUGGCAUCGGGAGCAGGCGAAUAUCGAGAUCGUUAAGAUCAAUAUGUCAGCGGUAACCGUCGAAAUGCGCGAUGCGGAUAAGAGUGCGGAGCAACCACGCGAAUCGGCGAAAGUCGGAAAUGCGGAGGAGCCAUUCGUCGUGGAGGCAAAGCCGCAGAUUUCCGAAUUUGAGUCUGUCGAGUGCAAGAACGUGCCGUUGAUCGAUACCUCGAGGAGUCCUCCACUGGAGGAGCCCAACGAUGAUAACAUCGGGGAGGGUACUCCGCAUGAGCCGAAAACAUUCGAGAACAUUCAAGUCAAGGACGAAGAGAUCGAGGAAAGAUCGAAACUGUCUCAAGGAGAACCGGAAGGGCCGUCGAGCGGGCCUAAUCUCAGCGCGUUUGUUUGCCCGCCUGAAUUGGAAGACAAGGAGAUUGAGAUCCAACGGGAGCGGCAGAAGACGAUGCAAGAGAUCGCCAAUGAUAUCGGUAUUCUGCUGAAGAACUUUUCCAAACCGGGUCUGUCCAUAAUCGACAAGCUGCAGGACAAGAUGCGCACGGACGCGGUCGUCAGCCCAGUUCCGGAAUGCAAUAAUGCACAAGCGAACGUUCCAGAAAAUUCGAGGGAAAAUUCUUCGUUACCCCUUGAGAAUUUACCCGCGGAAUCUCUGAAGGUCGAGGAAACGAUCAUUAAAGAGGAUCCUCUGAGUCAGCCGAGUAGUCAAGAGGACUCCUCCGUUAUGGGGAAACAAUUGGCCGCUGAUAAAUCGCAGGAAGUGACGAACGAGGGAGAGAACGAUAAGGCGGACGUAAAGAUCCGGGACCCUCUUGCGACCAUAGAUUCGCGCAAGGACAACGAAGAGAGCGACGGCGAGAAUAGCGACAACGAACACUCGGCGCCAAUCUUCGAAACGGAGUCCAGCAGCGAACAAUCGGACGCCGAGCCGACCGACGUCAAUAUGAUCCUGAAGGAGACGUCGAGUAUGACGUCAUCGUCGUCGCGCGUCCCGAUGCUGACAACGAUACAGAGGCUGGCCGCGCAGCUUCAGAAUGUCAAACCUCUGGAACCAGUGCCCGAGCCGACGUCCAACAUUCAGAUCAAGAGCGAACCUGUCGACCAAGUGUCCUUGAUCCCGAAACCGCCGGACGUCGUGCCGAUCGCCAGCGUCAAGCGUUUGCUAAAGAGACAAAAAAGGAUAAAUGCAGCGAGGGAAGCUCUGAAACCGGCAUCAUACAAAAACGCCAGUCCCCCUAAAAAUUUUAUCAGAUUCAGACGACUGAGCGGCGACAUGUUGUCUAUGCCGACGUUUCCGGAUAAGGAACGGGAAGAUGGAGCUCAAUCGGAUAGUGCGAUAGAUGCAUCGCAAACGGAUACGGAAGAAGGAUGUUCGUUUUUGAAGAUUGAAAAUGUGAUCAGCCUCGCACCAAAAUCCAACCGCAACAAAAGUGAAAAUCUUACGGUACGUGAUAUUAGAAAGGCGGUGGAGAGAUCUCCUAUAAAGAACAAAGAGAUAUCUGUCUUGAGAAAAUCUAAUCAUCAACCUCUGAUAUUGAAGAAGACUAUUCCACCACAGUUGGUAAUGAAUACGAACAUGCAAGUUUUGAAGAAAUCGGUGAUCAUUUCGUCGGCAGGUCCAUCAACUUCAAAUAAUAGGUCGAGAAAACUCAAGCUAGUAGGUGCACCUGUAAUGAUCAAUUCUAAGGAGGAAACAUCGCUGCCAUCCUUCGUGAUCAAGCUGAAAUCUGUAGAAGCGUAUACGGCGAUGCUGACAGAGCCAAAACUGGUUCACUUCUACAAAUGCAUGGGUCAGGAUUGUUCUUUUACAACCGAUUCCAUCGAAUCGUACCAUGAGCACUAUAAUAAACAUUGUGAAGAGGCUGACAAGAAGAAUAGCCCGGCGCCGCAUGACUAUAAGAAAUGUGCCUAUUGUCAAGCAUUUCCAAAGGAUUGGCGCAACAUGAAGUAUCAUCUGUGGGAGAAACAUGCUCACUGCCAGUAUCAAUGCAGUUAUUGCUUUUAUCGAGCCAUUAUACCGUCCUACGUGCAGCAACAUCAGGCGGCCAAUCAUCCCGGCACUGUGUUUUACUGCUUAUUAGGCACGAAUCAUAAGUCGAUACCGAUGCAAGAAGACAUUCAUCGUAAUACUUAUAUGAAACCUUUCGUGUGUAAACAUGAUUGUAAUAAAAUCUUUUACGUAUAUGAUACAUUUAUGAUGCAUUUGAGGACGAAACAUUGGUCUUAUCAAUUUAUGUAUAAAUGUCAUUUAUGUAAUAGCACAUAUGCAACAAUAGAAAUUCUUAUGUCUCACUAUAAGACCCAUGGAUAUUCCAAGUAUCAAUGUAUAUAUUGUUUACACGGUACUGAAACUCAAGAUGAAAUGCUUCAGCAUUUAAGUUUUUCUCACUGUGAUCGAUUGCCUCAGACUUUGGAGCGUUCGCUUCCUCCAAUGCCAUCACGCAAUGUGGACGUCAUUAAACAACUUAUUUUGCGAAAUUUAGUCAAGUUGGAGGAAAAUGUUAAUUUAAGUGUUGACGAUUCCAAAAAGAAUACGACAACUAAAAAGGACACAACAAACGAUAAAACUUCUACAGUUUCGCUAAAUGUAAAUAUUGUUUCGAAUCAAGAUCGACGUGAUCUAUCAAAUAGUUUGGCAUCAAACUUUGUCGGAGAAGUUAAAGAUGAGAAAGCAAAUGCCAACGUUCCCAAUAUCUCAGCAAAACAACCAAUAGACCCGCCUAUUAAUACUGAUGAAAAAACAAGCAAAAACGUUGCUGAAAAGCAUCCACAAAGUGAGCAGAAGCUGUUCCUGCAAUCGGAGACGGAAAAAUUAAGUGAUUAUGCUAUAAAUCAGAUUCUUCAGGAACCGGAAUUGGAAUUACUGACGUCCUUGAAUGAUUCUAACGCGGUGGAUCCAUUAGAAUUCUCUAAUGAAUUUAAUAGUAAUGACGAGUUCGUAAAUACAAAUCUUCUCGAUAAUGUGGAAUUUUUGAAGAAUUUCACAUCUAAUUCUGGCAACGUAUCGUUCUUCAAAGACAAGAUUGAAGAUAGUGAUAUCGAGAUCUUGGAGAGCGAGGAAAAAGCCGCACAGAGAGAUGUGAAAGAUGAUGCAAAGCAGACAAUAAAGCCAGUAUUAUCUGAAACAAAAGCUGAUAAUAAAGAGCAGAUUUUAUCUAAGGAUCCUAUCGAAAAGAAAUGCACAUCCGAAGAGACACGUACUACUAAUGCGGCUGCUCAAUCAGAGAAACCUUUAACUUUGGAUGACAUCAAAAAUACCGGCCGUGCCGGACUCGAUUUGUAUAAAUGCGGUUACCUAGAGUGCAAUUUCGCGGCAUCAAAUGCGAUGUUGUUGAAGGCGCACAUGAAGACGUGCACUUUCGAGCAGUCUAGCAAAUAUUUAUUUUGUCCGCAUUGUCCGCAAAAGAAACGUUUACCUAAAAUUGGCUUGUUCCUAGAACACAUGAAGAGUCACGGUUUAAAACGUUUCGGAUGUUCGUUGUGUAAGCUGAGAUACUCGGUUUCAUAUCAGGCUACGGCUCAUAUGAGGACAAAACACAAAUUGAACAAUACGAAAUUGGUGCCUGCAGACCCAACAAAUCCAUCAGUCGACGGUCUCUUCAUCGUGCAAGCAGUUCCCUUUGGAUCUGCCGAACGAAAAACCAAGAAGCGUAAAGGUGCAAAGUCUGGAGCGGAACAGGAGAACGAGAAAUCCGCGGAUGAAAAAUUAUCGUUCAAUCCCGACGAGAUAGAACAAUUACCGCGUCAGGCGAUUUACAAUCGGGAAGUUCAGUGCGCUGUAUGUCCUUAUACGACUAAAGUUCGGACGAACAUUAUCCGGCAUUUGCAACUACACGCGAAAGACGAAACCGUGCCCGAGAGCGGCCCGGUCAAUCCUGUUCCCUGCCUAGACAAGAAGGAAAAAAUGUUCGAUAAGAUGGUGAAUCUGGCGAGCAGUUCGCAUCAAAACGGUCGUAUGGGUGCCAAACCAAAGGAACCUGUUAAAGAAAACGAGGAGGACGACAGUAUACCAAAGUUUGUACCGGAACACAAAAGGUAUGUAUGUGGCGUGGCCGAAUGCAAUUACCUGACGGUGGACGAGGCAAUGUUGAGAUAUCAUUUGAAGGCUCUACAUUCGGAAGAGCCAUAUUUCCGUUGUCCGCAUUGCCCUCCGUCGGGUCAAGAGAAUCAGAAUAUAGCGAUCGAUAAAAUGGGCAUUCACCUAAAAAUGCACGAUGCGAGACUCUACAAAUGUUCCCAUUGCAAUCAUCAUCAUUAUCAUAGGCACGUCGUGGAGCGGCAUCUUACCGAUAAACAUCCAGAGAAGAGACCUUUUGUGAAGGUAAUAAGGGAAAUCGAGAACACAGAAAACAUUCAACAACAAGUCCAAGAGGAAGUCGAGGAAGAGAUUCCCGAUCCGGACGGCAAUCAUUGGAAAUGUAAUCUUUGUGACUUUAAGUGCGUUUACAAAGCCGACGUGGCCACCCAUGCUGACACGGUUCACAGUGAGAACUGCCAAUAUAAAUGCACCCUGUGCUCAUUCAAGACGAGCGGAAAGAUACAUCUCGAACAACACAUAAACAGCAAGCACGCGUACGAUUCAAAUGCCGAUUAUGCUAUGACGUAUCAGAGAAUAAAAGGUGUCAAUAAACGCAAUGCGGAAACUGUAGAACAAAGCGGGCAGGAUGAGCCCUUCGAUACGACGCCACUUUGGAGAAGAAGCAUGCCACGGAUUCGGCAUAUCCGCGGGAUUCUUUUGGAAGAGGAAAUCGAGAUACCCGCGACGAGCGAGACGCCCGUGGCUUCAAAGGUAUCUGCGAGCAAACGCAAGAACGACUCUGAGAUCUCGGUGAAGCCAGCUAAAAUAAAAUUGGUUGGCAAGUCAACGUCUCUCGACGAUAAUAAUAAACAAGCUAAAGAAAAAUCGAAGCGAUCGCUCUCGUGCGAUGAGACGGAAGGCGAGGAACAAGUUACGAAGGAAAACGGUAAUAAAUCAGCCAAAAACUCAAAAACAGCCACGGUUGAAUUGAGCGAUGCUGGCGACUCCGACGUGGGAAGGUUCGGGCCUUACGGCAAACCGGACGCCAAUAUGUACGUUUGUACGCUGUGUAAUACUUUCAAGACCAAAUACAAGCACGAUAUGAGAGAUCAUAUUUAUAGAGAGUUGAACUAUCCAAGAUGGCAUUGUAAAACUUGCGGGUAUUUAUCAAUAAAUCGCAAAGCGCUGCUGCAGCAUUUUACCAAACGUCAUAACGGAAAAUUUCCAGAGCACGAGCCACUAUCGCCGGAUAACGCGAUUGAGGAUUGGGUAAAAACUUUGUUAAAGAAGCAAACAGAUUUAAUUAAAGCUUAUAACGCUGUCCACAAAAAUGUAGCAAUACCCUUCAAUACAAAUUCUUCAAGUCCAGAUGUUUCUCCCGUGAAGGUUCCUGUUAGGGUUCCUGAUAUAAAGACCGCGAACUUCGAACCUUCAAUAACCAAUUUUAUUGCCGUCUUCGAUGAUAAUCUUCUCGAAGACGCCAAUAAAAACAGUAUGGACACUGACGAUGGCGAUAGCCAAGAUGAAAAUCUCGUAAUCGAUAUGAAAGAAGACGAGGCGCAAGAGGACAAAAACAAUGACGAUAAAUCUGAGAACGAAAAACUUCGCGACAAGAUUGAUGAAGAGUUGGAAAAGCCGCUCGUCUGUAAGCAUUGUCAGAUGACGUUCAACCGCCAGCGCGGAUUUAAGUUGCACAUUCAGUAUUCGCAUUUGAAGCGGCUUGGCUUCCUAUGCCCUUACUGUGAUCGCAGCACCAAUUCGGAGACGAUGAUGCGUCAGCACAUCCGCGCGAAACAUCCGAAAGAUCCGGAAAAAAUCAUCCACAAUCCAGACGCAUGGGGAAACGCGAAGCUGACUAACGAAUUCUGGGAGAAGGAAUAUGGUCUCAUCUGCCCGAAAUCUGUCCCAAAGAAACGAAAAAUGAACACGGAUGCCAAUAGCAACCCGGCCACUAUCGUCGCCGCUACAGCUUCAACUGUAACUGCAGCUUCCAUUGGCAAUCGCUUGGACACGCGAGAAAAAUGUGACAUAUGCAACUUCACGGCCGUAAAUCACACUGGCUUGAAGAGUCACAUGAGGACGCACACCGCUCACAAAAACAAUCUCAAGUGUGUGUAUUGCACCUACAGCUGUUCCUUCAAGGCUGAGAUGCUGGAGCAUUGGGAAUUGAAUCAUCCCUCAUUGCAAUUGAAGUACAAGGAACUGUCGUCGACGGCCAGCUCCUCCUCCGAUGAGAUGAAGAACAGUCCAUCGAUGCAUAAGAAUAUCGACGCGACGUUGAAGAACGAGGAACAGGAGCUAACAUCAACUAUCAUUUAUGGCUGCUUUUAUUGUAAUCUUCGUAGUAUUUCAUUGCAGUCCAUCAAACAACACUGGAAUCUUAUGCACAAGGAGGCAAAGAGUUCGGAGACGGGGGGUUCGAGCACGAAGUUUCCAUUUAGAUAUAAGGAAAUACCUGUACAGAAGAUGCAACCAAUAAAUCCCAUAAAGAAGGAUAUCGUCGAGUCGCUCCGUGAUCUCACGAAAAAAACGGAGAACUCGUCGCCUGUCAUUCAACGGUACGGAUGGCUUUGCCAGUGGUGUAAUGAUUUCUGCGAGACCGAUAAUGAUAGGAUAACUCAUCAAAAUAUGUAUCACUCGCAUCUGCCGCAAAACUUUAAACGGCGGGAAUGGCAGGAACAGCAGCAACAACAGAAGGAACAGGAUCAACCAAAAGGCACGUCGAUACCCAUCACGUCGUUGUCCACAUACAGCUCCGAAAAGCAUCCAAGUCUCAAAGCAACAAAGGAGAACAUUUCGAACUUUGAAUCAGUCGUAGAGAAUCUGAUUGCUAUACAUGUCACACAGAAUGAUCUUGGUGACACAAAGAUCGAGGACGAUCAGAGCCGUAUUUUCAGCGCUACAUUGGGAGGCAAUAGACGUCGGAAUGUCGCGAGGAAAUCCACUACCAAAUCAGUUAUUUCAUAUGCGAGACCAGGCCCACGCAUAUUCAAGGCAGUUGCGCGUAAAUCCACAAAUCCGAGGUAUCCGCCAAGUGUUUUUACGCCGCGCUCGCUAGAAUCUUACAGCAUGGACACAGAUACGGACUCCGAGGACGAAAAAGUAGCAGAGAGUAAUAAUCAACCGGUCUCGCAUUAUAGAAUACCGAGCAGUCCGGUUAAUCUGGCCGCGUUGAACACGUACAUGGUGGUCGGCGGUCACAAUAUGAGGGUAAAUUGUCUUACUCUCGCAACGUUGAUCAAUAUCAAGCCGAGAGUACUGUUGAAAGACAUUAGAAAAAAUCCUAAAUAUGCCGCGAUCCUGUCAAGCUUGAAUUAAUAUUACGAUAAUCAUCCUUGCAUAAGAGAUAUAAUUUUCGUGUCAACGAAAUUAAGAUUUUUUUUUUUUCAUUAAGGAUAAUUACACGAAUCACUGUAAAAACUAGCACGUAAGUAAAAUUGCAAGAAAACUUCAAUUAUAAUUUACAUGAAACUUAUUUAUGAUGAUAGAAGACAAAAAUACUAAGUUUUUUUUUUUAAUUAGUAUUAAAAAGUGAUUUAUGUUAACAUCACUUGUAUUUCUGUGCUUCGAACUUUUUUGUUUUACAAAAUGAUGUGUAAAUAUUGAAAGUGGAGAUGCGACAACUGUACAUUAGAAAAGAAGAUUGAAACAAUUAGUACAAUCUAAAAGCGUAGUUUUAACUUAAAAUGUCUCGAAUACAUGUUUGAUGUGAUACUUUUAUAUACGAAAGGGUUGACUGUUGUGAAAUCUUGAAUUAUUGUUACACGUAACUGCAUCACAGAUUUACAUGAUAAUUGCCGAAUAGUCAAAUAAAACUAUUUUUAAUACCUUUCAUAAAAUCACAAUUAAGUUAACCAAUUUGCAUUACUCAGUAUUUACAUUAUUCAGAAUAAUAACUCGUUCAGAAAGGCCAUUUAAUAUCAAAGGAAGUAAGAAUACGAGAUGUUACAUACUGCUUUUCGUUCUAUGUAAA